Messenger RNA from Tripterygium wilfordii, 1091 nucleotides. RefSeq lists its product as uncharacterized. The transcript is spliced from 3 exons. The coding region runs from base 402 to 932 and encodes 176 amino acids. NCBI's taxonomy places the organism in Eukaryota, Viridiplantae, Streptophyta, Magnoliopsida, Celastrales, Celastraceae. The record is from RefSeq and is a predicted model, not a curated record.
CGUCUCUAGUCUUCGUCGAGUAACAUUUCAAAGGCGUCAUCUUUAACUCCAGCACUUUUGCGGGAUCGACGUUCUUCUUUGGGUCUGUGCGUCCUUCGUUAACCAAAGCAGAAUUUGCUUUACAAGCAUCCGAGAUGAAAGAUAUUCCAAAAGUGCCAAAAAUGAUGGAGUGAGUGAUAGUCAAAGUUACAUGACAGAUCUUGAAGUGGGUAUCUAUUAAAGUGAUCCAAUUAUUCAGCUUAUGCACAGGUUUUGAGUUUCUGACUCAGAUUUGAACUGGGUUACUUUUCAUUUUCCAAUCAAAGGGAACUUUAGCUUUAUUAUUCACUUUGGAAUGGAUAUGGCACUUUAAUCUGGUGAUAUCUGGAAUCGAAGUGUUGAGUUCGGUUUCUAUACUAACAAUGGCUUACCCAUCCGAGCAUGCGUUCUGUAGUCAUGGUGCUUUGAGGCUGGUUAUGGUUUUGGUUGGCUUGUGCUUAGUUGGGUACAUCGUCCGAUCCCCAUUGUACACGACGAGAAGUUCAAGUGCUCAAGGUUCAUGUCCUUGUUCUUGUGACUGCUCUGAAGAGUCUGUGUUCUCCUUGCCAUUAGGAUCUCUCAACGGCUCAUAUGCAGACUGCGGUAAAGAUGAUCCAGCGAUGAAUGAAGAAAUGGAGAAAAAUACUGUCUCUUUACUAUCAGAGGAACUUAAUUUACGGAAAAUUGUUGCCAACGAGACCAUGGAACGCACCAAGGCGUCAAUUGCAGAUGCCAGGAAAGGCUCUUCUCAGUACCAAAAAGAAGCGGAAAAGUGCAAUGCAGGAAUGGAAACAUGUGAAGCAGCAAGGGAGAGUGCUGAGAAGGAACUCAUCGAGGAGUUCAAGCUUUCAGCUCUGUGGGAGAGGCGAGCUCAACAACUGGGGUGGAAAGAUGUUGGUAGAGUAAAUACAUGAGUCAGAUAAUAGCAUUGUUCUUUCCUGGCAGGCAGGGAUCCGCCGCAUUACUGUAUCUAUCUAGUGUUACUGAGAAUCAGAUGCAUUGAAUUUGAACUGCUUUCAUGUAAAUGAAAUUUGAUCAUUGAUGUGGUUCUAAUUCUCUUCCCUAGUACCCAA